AUGACAACCCGAUGGAUGUCAUCACGCUGGCGGAGGGCGAGGAUGACGACGCCGAGGCCGCCGCCGUGUCAGGUGAGGUGGUUGCCGAGAGGCCGUUCGCUCCCAAAAAGCUCAACUUGGACACGGAGCAAGACGGAAACGAAACGGAGGACAACGAUGUCGGCGCGGAAGGCCAGCAGACCAAGAACAGAGAGAAAGACAAACCCGAGGAGGACAAUGACGGCCGGGAGAAAAAAACAAAACGGAAAGACAAAGCCAAAGAGCGUAACGAUGGACAGAAGAGCAGCAACAUGACGAAACAGGAGCGCAAAAAGAAGCACCCGCACGACACGUCGGCUUCAAAGCCGAAGAGUCCCAAGAAAAACGGACGCCACGAAAGCGCUGACGAAGAGGAAGACGAGUGCCCGACACCAUCCCGUGACACAUCUCGGAGGAAACAUCUGGACACGUCCAGGUGCCAAAUAAGCGACGACAGAAAGGACGAAGACCUUCAAACGGAAGCCAAAGAACGAAAAAAGAAGAGGGGAGAAAAAAACACGCCGAGCUUAGCCUCUCUCAACUCCAACUACAAGGAGAGCUCAUCUUCGGGCGGCAGCGGCAGCCAAUGCACUAACGGAACGGCCUCUCCUUUAUCGCUGGAGGACCUUGAGGCCUUCGCCUUGCGGCCCGCCCCCAGAGAGGUAACCAUCCAGUGUCGGGUCACCAGAGACAGGAGAGGCAUGGAGAAGGGCAUGUACCCCACUUACUACCUACACAUGGAGAAAGAGGACGGAAAGAGGUUGUUCCUAAUGGCGGGCCGUAAAAGGAAGAGGAGCAAAACAUCCAACUAUCUCAUCUCAACAGAUCCUACCAAUCUGUCCCGAGACACUAGCUGCUACAUCGGAAAACUAAGGUCCAACGUUCUGGGAACAAAGUUCAUCGUAUACAACGGGGGAGAAAACCCGGAGAAAAAGCCUUUCGUUAAAGAAUGCGAAUCUGUGAGACAAGAGCUGGCCGCCAUUUUUUACGAAACUAACGUUCUGGGAUUCCGAGGUCCUCGUAAAAUGACGGUGAUUAUCCCGGGAAUGCUGGAGAACGACGAGAGGGUGGCCAUUCAGCCCAAAAAUGAGCAGGAAACCCUGCUAGCGCGCCACGCUAGCAACAACACGGACAAGCUAGUGACCCUGGUCAACAAAUGUCCCAGCUGGAACGAGCAGACGCAGUCGUACGUGCUAAACUUCCACGGCCGCGUCACGCAAGCCUCCGUGAAAAACUUCCAAAUCAUCCACCCGGAGAACGGCGACUACAUCGUGAUGCAGUUCGGUCGCGUUUCCGAGGACGUCUUCUCGAUGGAUUACAGCUUUCCCAUGUGCGCCCUUCAGGCCUUCGCCGUCACGCUCUCAUCUUUUGACGGCAAACUGGCCUGCGAGUGACCCUCAAGUGGUCUGCCGCAUCUUGGAUCUGAACUGCACACUUAAUAAGAAACAACAAGCUACCUAGGUUACCCUUGCACUACAUUAAAAAGUGUACCUAA
Messenger RNA from Syngnathus typhle (broad-nosed pipefish), 1513 nucleotides. Its product is annotated as tubby protein homolog. The record is from RefSeq and is a predicted model, not a curated record. The coding region runs from base 12 to 1412 and encodes 466 amino acids. The transcript is spliced from 10 exons. Gene Ontology annotation, cellular component: cilium. Gene Ontology annotation, biological process: protein localization to cilium. Lineage: Eukaryota; Metazoa; Chordata; Actinopteri; Syngnathiformes; Syngnathidae.